Punica granatum (pomegranate) is the source of this 1605-nucleotide messenger RNA. NCBI's taxonomy places the organism in Eukaryota, Viridiplantae, Streptophyta, Magnoliopsida, Myrtales, Lythraceae. The record is from RefSeq and is a predicted model, not a curated record.
GUCUGAUGGAAAGAGAGGCGAGAAAGAUGGCAAGAGGGAAGGAAGAACACGAGUGGAAGUCAAUUGAAUUUACUAUUGAAUCCUCCAGUCCAAGGGCUUAGUUUAAUUAAACUUGUUGCAUUAUUGGCUUUUUUGGAAGACAAAUAUUAGACCAAAAGGUUGUGUUCUCCUUUUUGAAGUAGUAUAGAUGAUCAAGGUCUGUGGGGGUGCCAUCUCCGGCCACCACCUACCCCUCCAAGUUGUUUGGCUACCUCUCCGGUGACGGAGUUCAAAGCCCUCGAUUACACUGCUCUGAGAGGUUCCCCUUUCCUGGUUUCGGUGAGUGGUAAUCGAUUUCUGCAUGCCUAUUUGUGCGUGUGCAUGUGUGUAUAAUCGUCUAGGGCUUAAAUUUUCAAGUUCGAUUUCGCCCGAGAAGAGAAGCGAUAAAAACGUGUUCUUGGUUCCAUUGACAUGACACGUUACCAUGGAUUUAAAUUAUGAAAAUGGGACGAGAAAGGGGCUACUCUCCUUGUACUUAGAGGUUGCAGAUGAGGCAACAUUGCCUCCAGACUGGAGCAGAGAUGUCACUUUAACCCUGGCCCUGGUAAAUCAGUACAACCCGCUCAAAUCCAAGGCUUACACUUUACGGUAAAUGACAUGUCUUCAAAAGGGUAAAGCAAGCUAGCGGUUUCCGCUUGUUAGGGUGAGUGGACGAGCUUCGUUGCAUCGGAGGCUUUAUUGUGAAUGACACAGUGAUCAUUGAAGCCGAGCUCAUGGUCCAUUCACUCACUCCUUCUCUUAAGCUCGAUGUUCAGAAACCUGAAAAGACACCGACUAGAUGCAGCUCUGAUUCCAGCAGCUCAAAGGAAUUGACUUUCAAGCCCAGUAGAAGGAGAAAAUCAGUUUCUAAUAUUGAAUCUGCAAACUUAGCUUCCGAGACUCCGAGCUCAGAAGAUGUAGAGAUGGCUAAGCAGUCCUUGAGAGAAUGCCUCUUGUCUUUCUUUCACUUGGGCAUGAAAGACAAGCUAUCUUUAGCUCUCUCGACCUUAAGCUCUUUUGCUAAUCAGACCGGCUUAUCUCCGGAUCAGCAGAGAAAGGUGCAAGCACUCUGGACCCACUUUGAUGACUUUGUUUCGGCCUUUGAGACCUUUGAGGAGGAGAACCCGAAUUUCCUGAUGGAGAAGUUGGAGAUGGAUAAAACAGUAGCUACAACUGAGCAGAACCUCGAGACUCAAGAUUCAUACAAGAAGUCGAUGAAAGAUCUCGAUGAGGAAGAGGAAGGGCUAACCAGGCAACUUGAAGGAGUGAAAACCAAGAAGAUGAAGCUGACUUCGGACUGGGAUGCUUUGAGAACCGAGAUGAAGGAGGCGGAGUCCAAGUGUGAGAUCCAAGAAUGUAAACUAAGGUCGGCUGCGGCGGCGAAGAUGAGAGCCGAGGAAAGAAGGAACUCAUCGGUCGUUGCUUGGCUCGAGCUGAAGGCCCUAUUUACUUGAGCUUCUCGGCUGGGGAUACUAACUCGGGAACAUUCCCUGUAAUUAUAAUCUUUUCUAUAUGGGGAUCUUAAGGUUGAAGGCCUAAAGCAGAACAUUCAUGCAAGUCAUGACCCGCUUCUGCAAAUGUUAAUGG